CGGCUGCUCCGCACUCUCCUCCCCACUCGCAGAUUUCCGCCCACCUUCCGCCCGGCCGAGCCGCCGCCGCUGCUGCCGCUGCGCGCGGGUGCUCUUUCUUCCACCGCCCCCCACCCCCCCCAACCCUGGGCUAGGAGUCGGCGACAAGGGGAGACUCAAUGAGGGAAUACAAGGUAGUGGUGUUAGGGAGCGGAGGGGUUGGCAAAUCGGCCCUGACCGUGCAGUUCGUCACCGGGACUUUCAUUGAGAAAUAUGACCCGACCAUUGAAGAUUUCUACCGCAAAGAGAUCGAAGUGGACUCAUCCCCGUCCGUGCUGGAGAUCCUGGACACCGCCGGCACGGAGCAGUUCGCGUCCAUGCGAGAUCUGUACAUCAAAAACGGCCAAGGGUUCAUCCUGGUGUACAGUCUGGUUAAUCAACAGUCUUUUCAGGAUAUCAAGCCAAUGAGAGAUCAGAUUGUCAGAGUGAAGAGAUAUGAAAAGGUCCCGCUAAUCCUGGUGGGAAAUAAAGUGGAUCUGGAACCAGAACGAGAGGUUAUGUCUUCAGAGGGCAGAGCCCUGGCUCAAGAAUGGGGCUGUCCUUUCAUGGAGACAUCAGCAAAAAGUAAAUCAAUGGUGGAUGAACUUUUUGCUGAGAUCGUCAGGCAAAUGAACUAUUCAUCCCUGCCCGAGAAGCAAGAUCAGUGUUGUACAACUUGCGUUGUCCAGUAAAAAAAGAUAACCUCAAUCAUGGCCAUACCGAGCAGAUAAAACUCAGAGGAAAUUUGCACAGAUGCUGCUUUGGAGAACUUUACAACCUGGGUUGCAGAACUGAGCCUUGGUAAACCUGUCUCUAUUACAGCAUGUUGCCAUACAUCUAAUUAAGUGCAUAGGUCUUUGGCCUUCAAGAUCCAUCGACCUUAAACAGUAAUGCUUAGCACGUUUACCAUAUGUUUAAAAUCUGUUCUUUAUCAAUCAGUCCUUUUGUAGCUUUCUAAGUUCUUAAUGAUGGCUAAUAUGCAAGAAUUAAGUUUUAAUAUUUUAAUUGAUUUCUUUAAUCAGUUUCUCAACUUGUAUUUAUUAAAUACUCAAACUCAGUAUUACCUACUCAAUGCCUUUUAAAAGAAAGUUAUAAUGGAGAAAAAAUUGAGCCUUAAACAAAUGGUUACUUCUGUAUAUUACCUCGCACCAGUGCUUCAUUCUAUUUGUAAAAUCUUUCUCCUUUAAGUGGUUGGUUAAUACUUUGAGACUUUGUUUACGUGUGGCAGUGUUGUAAAAAGAAACUAAAGAUCACAUGUGACCUGUAUGGAUGGAAUAUCCCUUUUCUUCACUUGCAGUUCCUGAUGUGUUUUUGUAAUUAACAUGUUUUGAAAGUUACAACUGAUAUUUGAAAUUGACUGUAGAGCAUUUAGCUGAAGAGUUAAGCAUUUGAGUCCAUUAGGUUUUCACAUGUGUUAAUCUCAUUUACAGCAUAGAAUUGCAGCAGUAAUAUUUUCCUUUCUGUGAAGUUCUAAAUUUAGUUAUGACCUACUUAGCAAUGCCUUUGAAAAGGGAUAUUGUAUCCAUGGUAAAUUAAUUGUAUACCUAAACAGAAAUUGCUCAGCUUUGCCUGUCAGGCUUGUAAUUGACAUCUAGUAGACUUCUGCACAUGUAAAAUUGAAUUCUAAUAAAAUCAUAUACACUUUCGAGUUCUUAAUAUUUGUCUAUCAAAUAAUAGUUUUAAGUGAUAUUUGUUAAAGUUUUCUUGCACUAUCACUAUUGCUUUUUAGUUCUUUCUCAAGAAGCAUGUUCGUAGUAGAGACAAAAUCUGUGUAACAGGAAGAAGGAGAACGCCAAGUCUCUGGGCUUUUUAUUUUUAUUUUUAUUAUUUUUUUUUCGCAAAUGUGCUUCUAAUAGUCAUUGCCUUCCAUGUUUACCUAAUCAGCACAUUUUGUCUGAAUACUUGAACAUUUUAACAGUAACGCAGGUAUAGAAACAGAAAGGACACUUACGAAGAGUAAUCUUUUGGUUCAAUUUUAACAUCAUGACAACAGCGCUUUUUCUAGCAAUGAUUUAAACAUUUUAUAAGUUUGACAGUAUUUCAUUGUUAAGUCUUUAUUUGGUUUUAGUUGUGUGCUUUAAUUUGCAGGAGUUAGUCACUGCAGCUUACCUACUGCACCAAAGUUCUCGAUUUUAGGAGCCCAGCUUUAGUUAUUUGAACAUGCUUCUAAAUAAAACAAAAAUAAAACAGAAACCAAAACUAUACUUUUGAUCUAUAAUAGCUCAAUAACUUUGUCAAGGAAAGCUCUAAUAUAUGCAGUGAUGGUUUAUGGAAGGGUGUGGCAAUUUUAAAUUUAUAUUGUGUGUGAUGUUCAAAUAAAGUGAUAUCUACAUACAUGUGAUUUAUUGGUCAGCAUGGCCAUUAAUUAUUGCGUAGAAAUUGAUUAAACUUUGAUUUCCUUUUUUUAAA
Messenger RNA from Sorex fumeus (smoky shrew), 2427 nucleotides. RefSeq names its product RAP2C, member of RAS oncogene family (gene RAP2C). Gene Ontology annotation, molecular function: GDP binding; GTP binding; GTPase activity. Bases 159 to 710 code for a protein of 183 amino acids. Gene Ontology annotation, cellular component: plasma membrane. NCBI's taxonomy places the organism in Eukaryota, Metazoa, Chordata, Mammalia, Eulipotyphla, Soricidae. Gene Ontology annotation, biological process: Rap protein signal transduction; negative regulation of cell migration. The record is from RefSeq and is a predicted model, not a curated record. The transcript is spliced from 3 exons.